This is a messenger RNA of Ogataea philodendri, 939 nucleotides long. RefSeq lists its product as uncharacterized. The coding region runs from base 1 to 939 and encodes 312 amino acids. The record is from RefSeq and is a predicted model, not a curated record. Lineage: Eukaryota; Fungi; Ascomycota; Pichiomycetes; Pichiales; Pichiaceae. Gene Ontology annotation, molecular function: tRNA-specific adenosine-34 deaminase activity. Gene Ontology annotation, cellular component: nucleus; cytoplasm. The transcript has a single exon.
AUGGACUAUGAUAUAGAUUACGAGAGGUUUGUGUUCCAUGGCGAGUUCCAGCGAGUACAGCCUCAAACUAGCGUGGAGCCACUUCUGGUCGAUCACUGGGUCGUGUGGGUUCUGCCUAAACAAUCGCCUGUUGUCAAUAAUAUAAUCAAGAAUGAGUUCAAAGACACAGCUGCGAGUUUGCGACACUUGAAACGAUUUGUCAAGACCCAAUCCGAGGAAAAAGACUGGCUGAGGGUUCUUCUUUGCUCAUGUGAGCUGAUUUCCAAAACCGACCUGGAAAACAUACUUUUUGGGCCUCUUGAGAAAAACACUAUAGAAAGAGUGAAAAUUCCAUUAAAUAAGCCAUUUGACAAAGAUCUAAACACACAGUGGUCCUCCAAAUACUGGCCGAUCGUCUGGAAGGGAAAUCCAAUGAUCCAGGAACUCAACGAAACAUACAAGAGGUUCGACAAGACGAAAAUCACAAACUAUCUGAGAACCAUCUCUAAUAUGGCCAAGACAGCAGAGUCGCUUCCAAUAGUGACCAUUUUCGUGGACCCAGAGACAGAUCGGAUCAUGGCAUCCCAGUACGAUAAACGGGGGCCGGCCGACAAGAUGAAACACUCAAUCAUGAACUGCAUAGACCAAAUUGCGAGCGACGAGCUAAAGCGCAGAAAACAGGAACCCGAUCCAUCCAAACCAACAAACUAUCUCUGUCUAAACUAUCACGUUUAUACGACCCAUGAGCCUUGCACAAUGUGUGCCAUGGCGCUGUUGCAUUCGCGGAUCAGUCGUCUGGUGUAUUUGAACGAGUCGAAAAAAACGGGAGCCAUUGGCAUCGAAAGUGGAAACGGCCACAUGAUUCAUCUUUCGUGCUCUCUCAACUGGAAAUACGAAAGCUUCAGGUACAUCGGGACUGAUGUGACGGUUCCUGAGGUUGGGGAGAAUAUAAAUAUCUGA